Microcebus murinus (gray mouse lemur) is the source of this 8413-nucleotide messenger RNA. NCBI's taxonomy places the organism in Eukaryota, Metazoa, Chordata, Mammalia, Primates, Cheirogaleidae. The record is from RefSeq and is a predicted model, not a curated record.
GAAAGAAAGAAAGAGAAAAAUAGAGUGGAGACUUAGAGAUAGGACAAAAGGGAGGUGGAGACGGAGAGAGGCAGAAGACCAAACGGAAACCGUGGGGUAGCUCGGAGCCUGGCCGCCCCGGCUCAAAUCCCUGCUCUGCCCUGGCCAGGCUGUGUAGCCUGGGGCAAGUUACUUAACCUUUCUGAGAUAUUCCUUCUGCAACAAAAUGGGAGGCAUAAUAGCACCUACUGUAUACACUUGCUGAGAGAACUACUAGAAAGGAUCUAGCCCACAGGACACAUUUAACAGGGGGUAGGAAUUAGUAAUUACAGCACCCACACUGGCAAGAUGGCAGUCCUGAGAGAAAGAGCGCUGGGUGGCCCUGGGGCGCUGCCUGCCCACCUGCUGGUGGGUGCUCACGCUCUCCUGCUUCUGCCUCCCACCCCACCCCCAUGCCGUGGCAUCUGGGGCCCAGGCCCUCUGUGCAGCAGGAGGUGUGUGCAGUGGACAGGGGGCAUGACCCUGGGCCAGGAGGCACAGAAGGAGGACGCAGGCCAGGCGGGCACACCCCUCCACCCUGUCGGUGACUCAGGGCCUUGCACUACUGUGCACUCAUCCCAUAGGAACGUGAAGGCCAGCCCCGAGGAAUUCCCACGGGAGGUCAGGAGGGCAAGUUUGGAGCUGCCUUUUUGCUUUGUAACAUCAGGAAGUUCCUUCUAAAUUCCACCUUCCAUCAUUUCACCAAUGACACACCUCAUUGUGUCUUGAGGGCCCUGGGACAAGGGCCCAGUUCUGCUGUCUGGGAAGCUGGUGAGAAGCCACAGCUUAAGCAUCUCUCCUCCCCCAUGCCCGGAAAAGUAAGGUCAAGGCUUACUGGAGUUGGAAAGGAUUUAGGGUGUAUUGGUCCAUCCACCCCACACGCACGGUCCGUUGCUGCCUGCGGGUGCCGGGCACCCUGGCGCCCGUGUGGCCCGUGCUGCAGAUACGGUGGCGGGGAAGGCAGAGGAGUGCCCUGCCCUCCUGGCGCUGCAGUCCACCGGGGCAGACAGACCUUAAUAAAACAUAAUGACUCGUAGGACGGGAGCUGCGAGGGAGCGUCCACUAACAGAGCCUCGGGGAAACGAGACUCACAGCGCAGCGGUCGCAGGGUAGGGGAUCCAUCAGCCUGGUCAGUCCGUCAGACGUGACGUAUGCCAGAGGCUGUGACCUCCUGGUUUCCUGGGUUCGUCUCACUGCCCCAGAGGAGGCACACUAGUGCCAAGACUGUGCUGGGCUUUGGGGAAGUGUCGAGCCUCUGGAGACUGACGCACGCGCAGUUUGGAGCCAGCUGCAGGGCAGAGGUGGGAGAGAAUACCCGGGUCUCUGUUGCACCGUGGGGGGGUCCGUGGUCACUGUGCUGACAGCCUGCAGGAAGGCCUUGAGGGCAGGGAGACGUGGGUGAGGCUUGCAGUGGGCCUCCUGGUAGAGGCUGGCCUGAGACUGGGGUGUUCUGGGCAGAGGGGGCGGUGUGGUGACAGGUGUGAGGGGCAGCAGCUGUCCAGUGUGAUGGGAGCACAGAGUUGAGGCGGUGAGGCUGGACACCUGGGGAGGCUGGCCCCUGGGGACCCCUUCUUGUGCUAUGGAGAGUCACAGAGGGUGGUAGAGAGGGGCAGUGGCCAGAGCAGGGCUGCACUUUCUGAGAGUAACCUAUGGGUGAUGGUGAGCAGGGUGGGCUGGAGGGGGACCUUCUCCUUAGCCCGUGUCACCCAGGGGUGAGGGUGACCCCCCACUGCUUUGUCCUUCAAGUAGGUUCUGAUCCCACUAUUGUCUUUGGUGGCCAGGCAGCCCUUGGGCAAGUCAUUUUACCUGAGACCUUCCACUGUCUCACCUGCGAAACGGGGAUAACAAUGGCUAGCACCUUGCAGGAUGGUGGCGAGGAACGGGACUGGUACGGGCGCCAGGCUCCAGUAGGUGGGCAGCAGGCGUCUGGUGAAUCAGAAUCCCUGCAGUUUCUCUAUUUCCUGAUGAGUAAACAGGUCGGACCUAGGACCCUCUAGCUUCUGUUUCCUGAGCCACAGAGAACACAAGGCCGGCCCCUCACCCCUGCCCCUUCCCGCCCAGCCUCUGGUGCACGCGCAGGCUUCCUGUCCCUCCAUCCGGCAGACAUGCCUGGCGUGCCGAGGGCCCGGCCUGGCUGGAUGUAGGAGGGGCUCAGUGCCUGUGUGUGCAGUGUGUACAUGUGUGUUCUGUGGAGAGGGAGGGGAACAGUUUUGGGACUGGGAUCUCACUGCUGAUCCUGUCUCAAUGCAAAGAUAGGUUAGGAAGGGGCACAGAGAAACAGACACAGAGAUGGGGAGAGACACGGAAAGGCAAAAAGAGAUACAGGGCAAAACAGCCUUAGAACCAAGUUAAGAUGCAUGCCUUGGUGAGUGGAUCAUGGCUGGAGUUCAGCUUCCACUCCCCACUUGAAGGUGGAUGCCCUCGUGCAGUGAAUGUUAUGCACAACUGUACUGGGUAGCCUUGACAUAGAAAAGGAAAGAGCAGGGCAGAAAGACAGAAACCAAGAAACCGAUGGAGGAAGGAAAAAAGGGCAAAUAGUUUCUGAUGAAGAACAAAAGUCAAAAAGGAAGAGGCAGAAAGCCUGGAAUGUGGGAGAUUCUGAUUCUGCACCAACAUCCACUUAGCCGGCAAUACUGUGAUCCACAGUGGUUCCAACCCUCCCCAAACCCUGGAGAUACUGGGGCCGGCGGGGGAGGGAUUCUCCCAUUUUACAGAUGAGGAGAUGGAGAAUCAGAGGGCUCAUGUGGUAUAUCUGAGGCCACACAGCUUGUAAGUGACAGAGACAGAAACUUUGGACUCCAAGAUGGGAAGGGGGUGGGAGGAGAGAAAGAGAGAGAGAGAGAGAGUGAGAGAGAGAGAGAGAGAGAGAGAGAGAGAGAGAGAGAGAGAGAGAAAGGCUGAGCAGAGAGGAGGGGCAGUGGAACCAAGCAAGGAGCUGGAGUUGGUGCUCAGGCCAGGGGUUGGGGAAUCCAGGCAUCCUGCCUUGUCAACUGCCUCUGGCUUGAAGAAGUACCUGGCGGACAGCCCAUCAUUCUGGGGGAUCAGGUUCUCCGGGGAGCCUGGCCCCCUCCCACCUCCACUUCCUUUCUCUCUGUCAGCAUUUGCGGCCCCCAUUCCCAUUCCCGGAUCAUCCUGGGGGUUCUUCAGAAAAAACAAGAAACAGUUUUUCCUGGAAUUAAUACCCAAAGGGCAUGACAGCGCCAAGGGGAGGGGGAGGGGGCCACCUUGGGUGCAGGAGGAGGAGUGGGACUGCCGGACCGUAUUAUGUGCAGACUCCAGGCACUUUAUCUAUAUUAACUCAUUUAGUCUGCACAACAACCCUACAAGGGAAGUACCGUCAUCAUCCCCAUUUCAUAGAUGAGGGAAUGGAGAGCUGGGGUUCACACCCAGGGCUGAACUUGGACAGCGCUGGGAGGUGCAGAGCUCAGGGGUUAUCCUAAGCUGCUACUUCCCAGAGAAGCAGGAAGGGAGCUGGUGGGGAAGUCCCUCCUGCUGUCUCACUUCCAUCACCCCCACUCUCACUCUGCGCUUUCUAUAGAAAUGGAUCCUCUCCUGCCCACCAGGAACUCCAACGCCCCGCACACGCUCCCAGGGCCCCACAUUCAUGUCCCUCCUCCCAGGUGGGGCAGGGCACAGUGAGGGUAGAGUGGGCUCCGCACCAGGUGGAACUAGCCGAGCCGAGCUUGGAGAAGACCGGGGAGGCUGAGCGGGGCUAGGCCCUGUGUGGGCUUGGAGGCUGGGAGGGCUGGGGCUGUGCAGCGGGCCUGGGACCUCAGGGCCUGGCCGGGAGCCCAGCCCAUUUGCAUCUCGAGGUGGAGGAGAGAGAACUGUCAGCUCAUUCUUGACUGUAAACACAUCUCAGUUCCCACGGCUGCUGAUCGUUUUCUUGUGGCAGCCCCCACCCCCAACCCCUUCUCCUGUCCAACCCCCUGCCAGCUCCCCCACCCCGGUAACUGAGGCUGUUCAAAAGAAGACGCAGAGCCACGGGCUUCCCGGUCUGCGCUCAGGAAAGACUGGAAUCACUGGGAGGCCUCUGCCAGCAGCCUGGGUUGGGAUCCCAGCUCUGAUGCUACUGGCUGUGCAGCCUUUCUUACCCUCUCUGUGCCUGUUUCCUCAUCUCUAACGUGGGCUCUAACGCCUACCACGAUGGGUUGAUGCUCCAUAUCCUGAGCACCAGGAUCCCCCAGGACAUCCUCUGGCCCUCAGGCCCCAGGGCUCAGCACUGAGCUGCCACAGGCCCCACCUGUGAUGGGGAGCUCACCACCUGACGUAGCAGAUUCCAUUACUGAACUUCUCUGACUGUUGGAAAGUCCUUCCUCUGACUGAGCCCAGGUCUGCUUCCCUCAUAACUUCUCCUCACUGGUUCCAGUUUCACAGCGAGACCUCUGCAGCCGGGUCCUCAGGCUGCCGCCACCUCAGCGUCCCCCCACUGCUUGCUCUGCAUGUGGCCGGUGCAGGCCUCUACAAUGUCGCCACCUCUGCGUCCCCUCCUUCUCCUGGCCCUGGGCCUGGGGCUGGCUGGAACUCUCAACCCCAAGGAUCCCAAUGCCUGCAGCUUCUGGGAAAGCUUCACCACCACCACCAAGGAGUCCCACUCCCGCCCCUUCAGCCUCUUCCCCUCGGAGCCCUGCGACAGGCCCUGGGAGGGCCCCCAUGCCUGUCCCCAGCCCACGGUUGUCUACCGCACCGUGUACCACCAGGUGGUGAAGACGGACCACCGCCAGCGCUUGCAGUGCUGCCAGGGCUUCUACGAGAGCAGCGGGGCCUGCGUCCCGCUCUGUGCCCAGGAAUGUGUCCAUGGCCGCUGUGUGGCGCCCAAUCAGUGCCAGUGUGUGCCGGGCUGGCGGGGUGAUGACUGCUCCAGUGAGUGUGCCCCAGGAGUGUGGGGGCCACGGUGUGACAAGCCCUGCAGCUGCGGCAACAGCAGCUCCUGUGAUCCCAAGACUGGGGUAUGUUCUUGCCCCACUGGCCUGCAGCCCCCGCACUGCCUUCAGCCUUGCAGCCCUGGCCACUACGGCCCUGCCUGCAAGUUCAGCUGCCAGUGCCACGGGGCACCCUGCGAUCCCCAGACUGGAGCCUGCUUCUGCCCCCCAGAGAGAACUGGGCCCAGCAGCUGUGAUGUGUCCUGUUUCCAGGACACUGCUGGCUUCUUAUGCCCCAGCACCGAUCCUUGCCAAAACGGAGGUGUCUUCCAGGUCCCCCAGGGCCCCUGCAGCUGCCCACCUGGCUGGAUGGGCACCAUCUGCUCCCUGCCAUGCCCAGAGGGUUUCCAUGGGCCCAACUGCUCCCAGGAAUGUCGCUGCCACAACGGGGGCCUCUGCGAGCGAUUCACUGGGCAGUGCCGCUGCGCUCCGGGCUACACCGGGGAUCGGUGCCGCGAGGAGUGCCCAGUGGGCCGCUUCGGGCAGGACUGUGCUGAGACGUGCGACUGCGCCCCCGGCGCCCGCUGCUUCCCGGCCAACGGUGCGUGUCUGUGCGAACACGGCUUCACCGGGGACCGCUGCGCCGAGCGCCUCUGCCCUGACGGCCUCUACGGCCUUGGCUGCCAGGCGUCCUGCACCUGCGACCCGGAGCACAGCCUCAGCUGCCACCCGAUGAACGGGGAGUGCUCGUGCCUGCCGGGCUGGGCGGGCCUCCACUGCAACGAGAGCUGCCCGCAGGACACGCACGGGCCGGGGUGCCAGGAGCACUGUCUCUGCCUGCACGGCGGCGUCUGCCAGGCCGACAGCGGCCUCUGCCGGUGCGCGCCCGGCUACACGGGCCCUCACUGCGCUAGCCUCUGUCCCCCCGACACUUACGGUGUCAACUGUUCAGCUCGCUGCUCAUGCGAAAAUGCCAUCGCCUGCUCCCCCAUCGACGGCGCGUGCAUCUGCAAGGAAGGUUGGCAGCGUGGUAACUGCUCUGUGCCCUGCCCACCCGGAACCUGGGGCUUUGGUUGCAAUGCCAGCUGCCAGUGUGCCCAUGAGGCAGUCUGUAGCCCCCAAACUGGAGCCUGUACCUGCACCCCUGGGUGGCAUGGGGCCCACUGCCAGCUGCCCUGCCCGAAGGGGCAGUUUGGUGAAGGUUGUGCCAGUCGCUGUGACUGUGCCCAUGCUGAUGACUGCGACCCUGUUCAUGGACACUGCCAGUGCCAGGCUGGCUGGAUGGGUACCCGCUGCCACCUGCCCUGCCCUGAGGGCUCCUGGGGAGCCAACUGCAGCAAUACCUGCACCUGCAAGAAUGGGGGCACCUGCCUCCCUGAGACUGGCAAUUGUGUGUGUGCACCUGGAUUCCGAGGCCCCUCCUGCCAGAGACCUUGUCAGCCUGGCCGCUAUGGCAAACGCUGUGUGCCCUGCAAGUGUGCCAACCACUCCUCCUGCCACCCCUCGGAUGGGACCUGCUACUGCCUGGCUGGCUGGACAGGCCCUGACUGCUCCCAACCAUGCCCCCCAGGACACUGGGGAGCCAAGUGCGCCCAGACCUGCCAAUGUCACCAUGGCGGGACCUGCCACCCCCAGGAUGGGAGCUGUGUCUGCCCCCCAGGCUGGACUGGACACCGCUGCUUGGAAGUCUGCCCUCCAGGGGUGUUUGGUGCCAACUGCUCCCAGUCAUGCCAGUGUGGUCCUGGAGAAAGGUGCCACCCAGAGACCGGGGCCUGUGUGUGUCCCCCAGGGCACAGUGGUGCGCCUUGCAGGAUUGGAAGCCAGGAGUCCUUCACCAUGAUGCCUAGCUCUCCAGUGGCCUAUAACUCGCUGGGUGCAGUGAUUGGCAUUGCGGUACUGGGGUCCCUCGUGGUGGCCCUGGUGGCCCUGUUCAUUGGCUACCGUCAUUGGCAAAAAGGCAAGGAGCACCAACACCUGGCAGUGGCCUACAGCAGUGGGCGACUGGAUGGCUCUGAGUAUGUCAUGCCAGAUGUCCCUCCAAGCUACAGUCACUACUACUCCAACCCCAGCUACCACACCCUGUCACAGUGCUCCCCAAACCCCCCGCCCCCUAACAAGGUUCCAGGCAGUCAGCUCUUUGCCAGCCUCCAGGUCCCUGAGCGGCCGGGUGGAGCCCAUGGGCAUGAUAACCACGCCACCCUGCCUGCCGACUGGAAGCACCGCCGGGAGCCCCCCCUGGGGUCUCUGGACAGGGGUGGCAGCCGCCUGGACAGAAGCUACAGCUACAGCCACAGCAACAGUAAUGGCCCAGGCUCGUUCUACCACAAAGGACCUGUCUCUGAAGAGGGGCUGGGGGCCAGCGUGGCUUCCCUGAGCAGUGAGAACCCCUACGCCACCAUCCGGGAUCUGCCCGGCCUGCCAGGGGGCCCCCGGGAGAGCAGCUAUGUGGAGAUGAAAGGCCCUCCCUCGGGGUCUCCCCGCAGGCAGCGGGACAGCCAGAGGCGGUGGCAGUCGCAGCCCCAGAGAGACAGUGGCACCUACGAGCAGCCCAGCCCGCUGAUCCACGACCGAGACUCUGUGGGCUCGCAGUCCCCGCUGCCUCCGGGCCUGCCCCCUGGCCACUAUGACUCGCCCAAGAACAGCCACAUCCCUGGACACUAUGACCUGCCCCCAGUGCGGCACCCCCCAUCACCUCCACUUCGACGCCAGGACCGUUGAGGGGCCACGAUGGUGUGGCAGAGGCCAGCACACCUGGCCCUCGCUGCCUAAGCCUGGGGACAGAGCCUGGCGUGCCCUGCCAGGAGCAGGGAGCGGACCGGCAGGCCGUGAACACGGACACAUUUAACCGAGGAACUGACUGGAGAGGUGGGAGCCUGGCUCCCAGGUGUCAUCAUGGGAGAUACUCGUCAGCAGGGUGCCUGGUUCCCUUCUCCCAACCCGCUGCUCCCCAAGGGCUCCAGGGCCCUGUGUACAUAAACUGGCGGGUUGGACGUUGCUGGAUAACUCUGAUCUCAGAUUGAUUUCAAAAAUGUGUAUUGGGUACCUUUUCUGUGCAUGCCUGAGCUGAGAGCUGUGUGUGUGUGUGUGUGUGUGUGUGUGUGUGUGUGUAUGUGUGUGUGUGUGUGUGUGCGUGUCUGUGUGUGCAUGCGUGCGCUUUAAUUGCACUGGCCUCCAGGUCCUUCUGUCUGCCACGCUGCCUCCUACAGCAGGGACUUGCACGGCUAGAGUGCUUUUCCUCCCCCACCCACCUGUGGACGCUGGCUUGUCCUUCACAUCUCCUUGUCAGGGAGCGCCCUACCUGCGUACCUCUUUCAUAGUGCUCAUCGCAGCGCACCCACCAGGUACCUGCAGAAGGCCUACAGGGUGCCAGGCACCUCUGUAAUGUGUGUUACUUCUUUGUGUGAUUAUUUGGUUGCUCUCUGCUUCCCCCACUAGACUGUAAGCUCCCUGAAGGCAGGACUCCUAUGUUUAUGUCAAUAUUGGCUCCCUCUGGCACAUAGUAGGCACUCAAUAAACGCUCCCCAGAAGGCUAA